UACUUUAGUUCGGAAUGCAGUUCCACAGGUUUAAGCUUCUUUGUGGUGCGUGCGGUAUCAACCAUUUUGUUGUUAGAGGGUCUGAUCACCAUCGCCGGCAAGCUCGGUCUGAAUCUCUUGGCCCCUCGCAAAAAAAUCAACAUCCUUUUGAUCGGGAACCAUUCUGCAGGGAAAAGCUCUUUCAUAAACUGGUACAUUGAAGAACAUGUCCAGAAAACAGGCGUUGCGAUCGAAACCCAAGGCUUCACGUUUGUCACCAGCGGCCGGAAGCGGGAAUCCCUUACGGGCAAUGCAACACUUCACUUGUAUCCACACUUCAAGGAGCUUGCCAAACUGGAAGGCGUUGUGGAAUACCUGACGACGGAGAUCAGCACCUCCAAGCAGAAACGCUUCAGCCUGGUCACGUUUGUGGACACGCCCGGUCUGGUGGACGGCGACAUGAAGUAUCCCUUCGAUGUGGACAAGGCUAUCGUUUGGCUCGGCAAUCUAGCGGAUCUCAUAUUUGUAUUCUUCGAUCCGAUUGGUCAGGCGCUGUGCAAGCGCACUCUGAAUCUGGUGGAGAAGUUGAACGAGACGCAUGCAGACCGUAUGAAGUUCUACCUCAGUAAGGCGGACGAGGCGGGGCAUGAGAGUGAUAGACAGCGAGUGUUGAUGCAGAUCGUUCAGGAGUUGUGUAAGAGACCAGGUCUGAAUCGAACAGGAUUUGACAUGCCAACCAUCUACGUUCCUCAAAGCUCAAGCAAGAGUCGGUGCGUAAACCAGAUUGAGACUGUGUGUGUUCAAGUUGAGAAGACAAUCAACCAGACUAUACAGAACACGCUGAACGCACUGGAGAAGGACUGCGAGAAUAUAGCUGACCUAAUAGACCAGAAACUAGAAGUAGACAGGGCGGCCAACUCUUAUAAUUUACGAGCUCGGGGCAAGGGGUUCAUCUUCUUCCUGCUAGGCCUUCUCCUGCCGGCGGCGCUGCUGGUCAACUUUCUAGCCAGUAACGUGUCCAACGACGUCCUGGUGUCCACGCUAGGAAAGGACGGAGCGGACACCUUGAAGAUUUAUUUGACACCAGUUGGGUCUUUAUGGGAGUCUGUACCCAAGGACUAUCAUGUAUAUGCUCUAGGUGGACUCAUAGUCGUCUCUUUGCUGCUUCUACUACUCGCUAAACUAUCAACCAGGUUAAGGUCCACUUUGAACCGUAAACAGAAGCGAGUUUUGAAGGAGGAGCAAGACUUUGUUCAGAAACAUGUCAAAGCAACCAAGGAGAAACUGUAUUCGGAGUAUUUACAACAGAGUGUUGCUUCUCAUGACCUCAACUGACCUCGCCUGACCUAUGACCUGACCCAAAUAAGAACACAAGAAAGUCUAACGUAGCAAGGAAGGAUUCAACUACAAUUUUCAUGCCAAAUUUACCUUUAGCUCUAUUUUCAAUUUAUCUUUUUUAUGCGAUUGUAUUUUACUAGAUUGUUGUUUAAAGCAGUACAGAGAAUGAACUUUUUUCAUAUUUUGGAAAUAAAAUAUAUUUGAAUAAUAACUGUCUUUGUUACUAUUUGCAUGGAUGGGUUUCUGGAAAAAGACAUUGAAAGUUUCAUGGAUUUUAAAUUGAAUAGUGAGGAAAGUUUGAAUUGUUUCUUUUAGGUUUUGAAAAUGAAUUUAUUACCUGUUUGAAUGAGUUAAAUGUUAAUUUGAAUAAAUUGAUUCUUGCUAAAUUUGAAUUAUUCAUGGGCACAAAUAAAUAUUUUCUCAAUUUCAAUAAAUGGAGUCGCUCAUUUAAAAAUAUAAGAAUUACAUGAUAUUGAACAAGAGGCUCAUAAAACAAAUCCGAGGCAACAGAAGCCUCCAUGAGGUACCAGGCCUGUUAAACACAAGUCUAUUAAACGCACUGCCUUAAUAUCAAGAAUCUUUACC
This is a messenger RNA of Asterias rubens (European starfish), 1902 nucleotides long. Its product is annotated as EH domain-containing protein 1-like. The transcript has 12 exons. Gene Ontology annotation, molecular function: GTPase activity. The record is from RefSeq and is a predicted model, not a curated record. Lineage: Eukaryota; Metazoa; Echinodermata; Asteroidea; Forcipulatida; Asteriidae. The annotation marks the transcript as partial.